CACUGUCUCGUUGUUUUUUUAAGUUGUGUGAAAAUUUCCGGCGUUUGCUACUGAAAUGUCGAAAAAUAUCUAGUGUUUUAUUAUUUUUAUGAUUAAUUUUAAGUUCCAAUUAUGAUUAAAUAAUAACUUGUAGUUUUAAAGAAUCAAGAUGUUCUUGUACCACCUAACGUUACAACGUGCCACCGGCGUUGUCCAAGCCGUCCAUGGCAACUUCAGUGGAGGUAAAACUCAAGAAAUUUUGGUUUCUCGAGGAAAAAUACUUGAAUUGUUACGACCAGAUCCAAACACUGGUAAAGUACACACUCUAUUGACAGUUGAAGUGUUCGGUAUCGUACGUUCUAUGAUGUCUUUUCGACUUACCGGUGGAAGUAAAGAUUAUAUGGUAGUUGGUUCAGAUUCUGGUAGAAUUGUUAUCUUGGAGUAUAAUCCAACGAAAAAUAUGUUGGAAAAAGUUCAUCAAGAAACUUUUGGUAAAAGUGGAUGCCGUCGAAUUGUACCUGGGCAAUAUCUUGCUGUUGAUCCGAAAGGGCGAGCUGUUAUGAUAGGUGCCAUUGAGAAGCAAAAAUUAGUCUAUAUUUUGAAUCGUGACGCUGAAGCGCGUUUAACUAUAUCGUCACCGUUAGAAGCCCAUAAAAGCAGUACUUUAGUGUAUCAUAUGGUUGGCGUCGAUGUAGGUUUUGACAACCCUCUAUUUGCUUGCUUAGAAAUAGAUUACGAAGAAGCGGAUAGUGAUCCAUCUGGAGAAGCUGCUCUAAAAACUCAUCAAACUUUGACGUUUUACGAAAUGAAUUUAGGUUUAAAUCAUGUCGUUCGUAAAUACAGCGAACCGCUCGAAGAACAUGCUAAUUUUUUAAUAUCCGUACCGGGCGAUAAAGAUGGCCCCAGUGGAGUACUUAUUUGUUCGGAGAAUUAUCUAACUUAUAAAAAUCUCGGAGAUCAGCACGAUAUACGAUGCCCUAUUCCUCGAAGACGAAAUGACUUAGACGACCCAGAACGAGGAAUGAUAUUUGUAUGUUCAGCUACGCAUAAAACCAAAUCAAUGUUUUUCUUUUUACUUCAAACCGAGCAAGGGGAUAUUUUCAAAGUAACUUUGGAAACUGACGACGAAAUGGUUACCGAAAUUAAGCUAAAAUACUUCGACACAGUUCCUGUUGCUACGUCUUUAUGUGUUUUGAAAACUGGUUUCUUAUUUGUCGCAUCAGAAUUUGGAAAUCAUUAUUUGUAUCAAAUUGCGCAUCUGGGUGAUGACGAUGACGAACCUGAAUUCAGUUCUGCUAUGCCCCUCGAAGAAGGAGAUACGUUUUUCUUCGCUCCGAGACAGCUACGUAAUUUAGUUUUGGUUGAUGAGAUGGAAUCUCUGUCGCCUAUACUGAGUUGCCAUGUGGCUGAUUUAGCUGGAGAAGAUACUCCUCAGCUUUACAUGGCUUGCGGUCGCGGACCUCGAUCUUCUGUACGAGUUCUACGACACGGAUUAGAAGUAUCCGAAAUGGCUGUUUCUGAACUACCAGGUGCUCCCAAUGCUGUAUGGACUGUCAAAAGACGUAUUGAUGAGGAGUUCGAUGCCUACAUUAUUGUAUCUUUUUUAAACGCUACGCUGGUAUUGUCGAUUGGUGAAACCGUAGAAGAAGUCUCUGAUUCUGGAUUUUUGGGUACGACGCCCACUUUAUCGUGUUCUGCGUUAGGUGAAGAUGCUGUUGUACAGGUAUAUCCUGAUGGUGUCAGACAUAUAAGAUCAGAUAAAAGAAUGCACGACUGGAAAGUCCCUGGUAAAAAGAAGAUAUUGAAGUGUGCUGUCAAUCAACGUCAAGUUGUGAUUGCUUUGACCGGUGGUGAAUUGGUGUACUUCGAAAUGGAUCCGACUGGUCAAUUGAACGAAUACAAAGAAAGAAAAGAAAUGGCUGCAGAUGUCGUAUGUAUGGCUUUAGCAAAUGCACCUUCUGGAGAACAAAUGUCCAGAUUUCUAGCAGUGGGCCUGGCUGACAACACUGUUCGAAUUAUUUCUUUAGAUCCAUCGGAUUGUCUUUCGCAAGUAGACACACAAGCAUUACCGGCCGCUGCCGAAUCAUUAUGUAUUGUAGAAAUGGGCGUUGGCAGCUCCCAAGAACCGCAAACCAGCAACGGCAUGAACGAAGAACCUGUCGGCCCUUCUGUACUAUACCUGAAUAUAGGAUUAACAAACGGCGUAUUAUUACGUACGAUAUUAGACAGCGUUACUGGUAAUAUCGGCGACACCCGGACGAGAUAUUUGGGUACGAAACCGGUUAAAUUGUUCAGAAUCCAUAUGCAAGGCAGCGAAGCUGUAUUGGCCAUGUCCAGUCGUACGUGGUUGAGUUACUAUUACCAAAAUCGUUUCCAUUUGACGCCUUUAUCGUACGAAAGUCUCGAAUACGCUUCCGGUUUCUCAUCGGAGCAAUGUCCCGAAGGCAUAGUAGCCAUAUCGACCAACACAUUGCGUAUUCUUGCUUUGGAUAAACUCGGAGCGGUAUUUAAUCAAAUUUCAUUCCCUGUUCAGUACACUCCGCGUAAAUUCGUCAUACACCCCGAGACGAAACACAUGAUAAUCGUCGAAACUGAACACAACGCGUAUACGGAAGAAACGAAAAAACAACGUCGUAUACAGAUGGCCGAAGAAAUGAAAGAAGCCGCCGGCGAAGAAGAACAAGAGCUGGCUAAAGAAAUGGCUGACGCUUUUUUGAGCGAAGACCUACCGGAACAUUUAUUCGGCGCUCCGAAAGCUGGACCUGGAAUGUGGGCUUCGGUAGUUCGUAUUUUGGAACCGAUCGAAGGCCGGACUGAAAAAAUCAUCAGUUUCGAGCAAAACGAAGCCGUCGUUAGUAUCGGUUUAGUCAGAUUCUAUACGUAUCCGGAUACAUUAUUUUUAGUACUGGGUGUGGCUAAAGAUUUACAGCUGAAUCCUAGACAAGUCAAUGGUGGAUUUUUGUACACCUAUAAGGUGAAUUCCACGUGUACUGGGUUAGAAUUCGUACACAAAACUCCGGUCGAUGAAGUCCCAACAGCUAUAUGCGCUUUUCAAGGUCGAGUUCUAGUUGGCGUCGGCAGAUUACUGCGAUUGUACGAUAUUGGUAAAAAGAAACUGUUGCGUAAAUGCGAAAAUAAACAUAUUCCUAAUUUAAUCGUGAACAUCGAAUCGAUGGGUACGCGUAUUUACGUUAGUGACGUUCAAGAAAGCGUCUACAUGGUUCGAUAUAAAAGAGCGGAAAAUCAGCUAAUUAUUUUCGCCGACGACACUCAACCACGAUGGAUUACAACGAUGACAACUCUCGACUAUAAUACGGUCGCUUGCGCCGAUAAAUUCGGUAACGUCGCUGUUAUAAGAAUCGCUAGCUCGAUAUCGGAUGAAGUAGACGAAGAUCCGACCGGUAAUAAAUCUCUAUGGGAUCGAGGAUUGUUGAACGGAGCUUCGCAGAAAGCCGAUUUUAUCUCCAAUUUUCACGUCGGCGAAAUUUGCAUGUCCUUGCAAAAAGCUACCCUUAUUCCUGGUGGUAGCGAAUCCUUGGUGUAUACCACGUUGAGUGGCACUGUCGGAGUAUUCGUACCGUUUACCCAACACGAAGAUCAAGACUUCUUCCAGAAUUUAGAAAUGCAUAUGCGAGCGGAAAAUCCACCGUUGUGCGGUAGAGAUCAUUUAUCCUUCAGAUCGUAUUAUUAUCCGGUUAAAAAUGUCAUCGAUGGUGAUUUAUGCGAACAAUAUAAUUCGAUCGAAGCUGCUAAACAGAAAAGUAUCGCAGAAGAUUUGGAUAAAACUCCCGGUGAAGUUGCUAAGAAACUAGAAGAUAUGAGAACUAAAUACGCGUUUUAAGGGUAUUCGAUGAUGAAUCAGAUGUAUCUGUAAAAUGCCACCUCGAGUUCGGUUCCGAGGUGUGGAUUGAAGUAACGUUGAUUUUUGCACGAGUUAGUUUGUAGUAUAUUUUUUACAUGGCUCGUUUUGUAAAUUCGAAAAGAUCGUUCGAUUUUGAACAUUUUGUCUUAUAUUCCUUCUCUGAGUUCGUAAUUUUAUUUGUAUUGGUAUUUUGUAAUUUUUUGUAAUAUAUUGGUAGAAUAUUAUGCAUCGUCGUAUAUUAUAGGUUUUUAAUAAUGA
This is a messenger RNA of Planococcus citri (citrus mealybug), 4099 nucleotides long. It is a transcript of the gene Sf3b3, whose product is annotated as splicing factor 3b subunit 3. The transcript is spliced from 12 exons. The record is from RefSeq and is a predicted model, not a curated record. Gene Ontology annotation, cellular component: U2 snRNP; nucleus. Gene Ontology annotation, molecular function: protein binding; U2 snRNA binding. Gene Ontology annotation, biological process: mRNA splicing, via spliceosome. The coding region runs from base 149 to 3820 and encodes 1223 amino acids. NCBI's taxonomy places the organism in Eukaryota, Metazoa, Arthropoda, Insecta, Hemiptera, Pseudococcidae.